GACUGUAGAAGAAGACCAACCGACACAAUCUCAGCCCGGUGACCGACUGCCUGCCUCUGCAUCACCGCCACGGAUCGAGCCAGGACCCGACCCACAGAACCGGAGGAAAAAUGGCGUUCACAUUCGCGGCCUUCUGUUACAUGCUGGCUCUGCUGCUCACAGCGGCUCUUAUCUUCUUCGCUAUCUGGCAUCUGGUUCUCCCAGAGUAUCUCAUCCAUUUCUUCUUCUGCGUGAUGUUCUUCUGCGCGGCCGAGUGGCUCACGCUCUCUCUCAACCUGCCGCUGUUCGCCUAUCAUGUCUGGAGGUAUAUGAGCAGACCGGUGAUGAGCAGUCCGGGGCUCUACGACCCGACCACCAUCAUGAACGCUGACAUCCUGGCCUUCUGUCAAAAAGAAGGCUGGUGCAAACUGGCUUUCUACCUGCUGUCCUUCUUCUACUAUCUCUACGGGUACAGAAACUCUUUUAACUUCGUUGUAAAGUGAUUUUUUUUAAAUAAG
Messenger RNA from Notothenia coriiceps (black rockcod), 497 nucleotides. RefSeq names its product cornichon family member 1 (gene cnih1). The record is from RefSeq and is a predicted model, not a curated record. Bases 111 to 482 code for a protein of 123 amino acids. NCBI's taxonomy places the organism in Eukaryota, Metazoa, Chordata, Actinopteri, Perciformes, Nototheniidae. Gene Ontology annotation, biological process: vesicle-mediated transport. The transcript is spliced from 3 exons.